AUGGAGCGUGACAUCCCGUCUUACCGGCGGCCGUGGCCCAUUCCCGCGUUCAUCCAGACCAGCGACGAGUACUGGCUGCUGCGACCGUCCAAUUUCACUAUCAGCGUCCUGCCGAGUGCCCUGGAGCCCGACAUCCGGUGCUCACUUGUGGACGCCGCCGCUGUGCGUUACGAGGCCACCCUGAACCGCGCCGAGUGCCUGCGCAUCCCUGCCAAGGCCGUGGAGGCGUACCGGCAGAACAGCGCCGGUUACAUCAGCCGCCUGGUGGUGACGCUGCUCGGCGCCUGCGAGAGCUUUCCCGAGCCGCUCAUGGACGAACACUAUAUCCUGCGCAUUACCUCCAGCCCGAAGAAAAGUGUGCUUCUCGCCAACUCUCCGUGGGGUCUGCUUCGUGGCCUGGAAACAUUCUCUCAGCUCGUCUACGGCCUCUCCAAUGACCUCUUCGCUAUCAACAGCACCUACAUCCGGGACUACCCACGAUUCCCCCACAGAGGCCUUCGCAUCGACACUUCGCACCAUUUCCUCUCCAUGAGAGCCAUCAAGAAAACGCUGGACGCGAUGGUGAUGAACAAGAUGAACGUGCUGUUGUGGAAAAUGGUUGGAAACGACUCGUUCCCUCUGAGAAUGACGAGCCUGCUCGAGCUCAGCUCCCGGGGCGCCUACCGCACCGGUUCCCACGAGUACCGGGCUGAAGACAUCGCCCACGUGAUCGAGUAUGGACGAGUGCGUGGCGUGCGCAUUGUGCCGGAAGUGCACAGCCUGGACAGCAUGGCGUCGGUGGGGCGCAGCCAUCCGGAACUGCUGUGCGGCGAGUCCGGCUUGUUGGACCCGACCCACAAGGACGCGCUAAGCCUCGUGCGCGUCCUCUACACCGAGCUGGCGCGCCUAUUCCCCGACCAGCUGAUGCACGUCGGCGGACAAGAGUUCUCGUCCUCGUGCUGGAGCAACGAUUCUGCUCUGAAGAAGCGGGUGGAGGAGUCCAGUGGGAGCGUGAAGGCAUUCGCCGCCCUCUUCUUCGAAUCAAUUCUCCCCCACGACUCCUGCAAUUCCCCCUUGGUCCUCAGUCCGCCGCGGCUGCGGAGCACCUGA
Dermacentor silvarum is the source of this 1089-nucleotide messenger RNA. Its product is annotated as beta-hexosaminidase subunit beta-like. Gene Ontology annotation, molecular function: beta-N-acetylhexosaminidase activity. Gene Ontology annotation, cellular component: membrane. The coding region runs from base 1 to 1089 and encodes 362 amino acids. The transcript has 11 exons. The record is from RefSeq and is a predicted model, not a curated record. Gene Ontology annotation, biological process: ganglioside catabolic process; carbohydrate metabolic process; glycosaminoglycan metabolic process. NCBI's taxonomy places the organism in Eukaryota, Metazoa, Arthropoda, Arachnida, Ixodida, Ixodidae.